AUAAUUUAAGACCAGCGGUUCACCAGGCAGUUACAGAGCUAAAAGGCGGUUAUGAUAAGAACUCAGAAAAGUAUCAAAAACUUGAUGAAAUCUCUUUGAAGUUCGAUAAUGCAUAUGAAGGUGUAUGCAGUCUUAGGAAUAUCAGAAAAUCAAAACAAGAAGACGAACUCACUCCAAAUGAAAUCGAGACGAACUUGCGAUCAUUAAAAACUAAUCUUGCAAGUAGCAAAGCUCCAUAUGCACAACAUUUUCGGAAGUAUUUAAAGAAAAAGAAGAAUACCUCAAACCUAUCAUGGAAAGUCCCACUUGCAAGUCAAGUAAUUUGUGCAGAUUCAGAAAUGGUGAAAUUAUUAGAAGAAGAUGUAGAAGCAUACAACUUUUUUAUGGACCCCGUGGAACGUAUGAAAGUAGCAACUCCUCCCAAACUCUCAAAUAGGGAGCCAGAAAGUUCAACAUGCUCUAUGGGAUCGAAUGCCAGAUCAGACAAAAACUCUUAG
Molecule: messenger RNA, 497 nt
Organism: Dentiscutata erythropus
Lineage: Eukaryota; Fungi; Glomeromycota; Glomeromycetes; Diversisporales; Gigasporaceae
Source: the annotation of a GenBank genome assembly